Physella acuta is the source of this 3312-nucleotide messenger RNA. Its product is annotated as sodium/glucose cotransporter 4. The record is from RefSeq and is a predicted model, not a curated record. NCBI's taxonomy places the organism in Eukaryota, Metazoa, Mollusca, Gastropoda, Physidae. Gene Ontology annotation, molecular function: D-glucose:sodium symporter activity. Gene Ontology annotation, cellular component: plasma membrane. Gene Ontology annotation, biological process: transmembrane transport.
GUGACAGCUAGCGAGCCGGCAGACGACGCGGCGACAACACCUGCAAACUCUUCACCGUCUUGUUCUCUCCAAACUUUUGUGGCCGUCUUUUUUCUCUGCUUGACUGAACAGAAGUCUCUCUCGCAGGUGGAUAAGGUUAUUUGUACACGGAUGUCGAGCUGAACACAUGUGGACAGAAAAACUUGAUGUGCGCUGAUCUCACUAGCUGGACCAUUGGCUCCAGGGUUGACAUAGGUUGACACAGGUUGACAUAGGUUGACAAUAAACAGUUGGCCAAGUUUGUGUUUUGAAUGAAAAAAUUGAAGAUGUAAUUCCCAGUGGUGGAGCAAAGAAUUGUGGUUGAAGGAAAGAAUUGACUUGAGAUGGCGGAGGAUCGUCUCCACUGGGGGGACUGGGUGGUGAUUGCUGGCUAUUUUGUGGCCGUCAUAUCGGUCGGUAUUUUGUCCUCCUGCAAGAAUCGAGGCUCUGUCGGGGGGUAUUUUCUGGCUGGACGCUCCAUGCACUGGAUUCCAGUCGGCGCCUCUUUAUUUGCCAGCAACAUCGGGUCCGGCCACUUUGUGGGACUCGCAGGUUCAGGCGCCUCAAGUGGCAUAGGCAUAGCCGUCUUUGAACUCAAUGCUAUUUUUAUCCUAAUGAUCUUAGGAUGGUUCUUUGUGCCAGUUUACAUAGCUGCGGGGGUGUUUACCAUGCCGGAAUACUUGAGGAAACGUUUUGGGGGCCAGAGAAUCAGGAUCUACUUGUCCGUGCUAGCCCUGAUUUUAUACGUCUUCACCAAGAUUUCAGCUGACCUCUACUCUGGGGCCAUUUUCCUGACUCAAGCCAUGCCCGAGUUGAACCUGUAUGUGGCAAUCAUAAUCCUGCUGGCAGUGGCUGCCCUCUUCACUAUUGGAGGUGGUCUAACUGCAGUUAUUUGGACAGAUUUUAUUCAAACGAUCAUCAUGGUGGUUGGAGCUUUUGUUUUGAUGAUAAUGGGGUUUGUGAAAGUGGGUGGCUACGAAGAACUCCGACAUCGCUACUUUUCUUCCUACCCCAACACGACGCUCCAGCAUCUGGGGAAGGACGACAACUACUCGUACACCAACUGCGGCGUGCCCCCCAGCAACUCGUACAACUUUGUUCGCUCGGCUGAUGAUGGGAACCUUCCCUGGCCAGGUGUUUUUGUCGGCCUGACCAUCUCGUCCGUCUGGUACUGGUGUUCAGAUCAGGUGAUCGUACAAAGAGCUUUAGCAGCAAAAAAUCUUUCCCACGCUAAAGCUGGCUGUCUGCUAGCCGGCUACCUCAAGUUCCUCCCCAUGUGGCUGAUUGUCUUCCCAGGGAUGAUCGCCAGAGUACUUUAUACAGACCGUGUGGGCUGCGCUGACCCCGAGGUGUGCCAGAAAGUGUGUGGUCAGGACAGCUGCAGCAACAUCGCCUUCCCGACCCUGGUGCUGGAGUUGAUGCCGGACGGCCUGCGGGGGCUGAUGCUGGCUGUCAUGAUGUCCGCCCUCAUCUCCUCCUUGACCUCCAUCUUCAACAGCAGCAGCACCAUCUUCACUAUGGACAUCUGGAGGCGCAUCAGGAAAACUUCCUCUGAUGUGGAGCUCAUGAUAGUUGGCAGACUGUGUGUGCUUAUACUGGUGGGUGUUGGCAUUGUGUGGAUCCCUGUGGUGCAGAGCGUCACGGAACUCUUCCAUUACAUCCAGGCUAUCACCAGUUUUUUAGCUCCACCCAUAUGUUCCGUCUAUGUCCUGGCUAUUUUUUGGAAAAGAACCAAUGAGCAUGGUGCUUUUUGGGGUUUAAUGGUAGGUCUGGUAGUUGGCUUGGUACGGUUUGCCUGGGAAUAUGCCUACACAAACUAUCCAUGCGGGGAGGAAUACAAAUCUGAAAAGCCGGACAUUAUCAGUAAAGUCCAUUACCUCCAUUUUGGAAUCAUACUUUUUGUCAUCGUCACCCUGGUGACAGUAGUCAUUAGUCUGCUAACUGCGCCAAUUGAUGAUGUGCAUUUGGAGAGACUUUUGUUUUGGAACCGCUACAGUACCAGACAAAGAGUUGACCUUUCAGAGCUAGAGGUUGACCAGAAGCCUGAACCCAUGGCGGAACCUAAGACAGAGCACCAAGGUGAGACCUCAGACUAUGAUAGCCUCCCUUGGUAUAAAAAAGCUGGCCAGUGGAUCUGUGGCAUAGAAAAGAUGGAGGAGCACCAGCUGACGGAGGCUGAGAUGAAAGCCAUAGAGGAGAAACAAACAUCCAUACAUGAGCAGGCUGCCUGGAGAAGGUUCCUCAAUAUCAACGCCCUCUUUUUGAUGGGUGUGGCUGCCUUCUUAUGGGGUUUCUUUGCUUAAAUAUUGAUGACUACUGCUAAUUUAUGCUAAUUUAUCCACUAGAAAAAAAGAGUUGUCUUGUCUUACUAUGCACUCACUCCCAGUAGAAAGUGGAGAGGAUGGCACUGACUUAAACAAACCUAAUUUAGAAACAGAAUUUACUUUUAGCAGUUAUUUUAAAUAUUUUUUUUUGUAAAUUGUAAUGAAAAUGUAUCAACCCAUUGAGCAUCUACCUGGCUUUGCUAGAAAGUUCAGUUUUAAAUUGUGCUUGUUUGGCUGAAACAACCAGAACAAUCUUCUUAAACAGUUGACACCAACUUUAUUUCUAGAGCCUUUAUCAUGGGAAACAACUUCAUUUAUAAUUUUGGAUAAAUUAACUAAGCUUGGUUAUAAAAAAAAGUGUAUAGCUCAUUAGAAAAACAAAUAUCUAAGUUUGAACAUUGUUUGACCACAAGUGUAGACCAAUCCGGUUCAUCAAAAUACUUUCAAGUUUGGGAUUUGAAAUAUAUUUGAUUGAACUUGUGUACCAGAAAUGUUAUUUUGCCAUGUUCACUGAAAUGUUCCAUUAGAUUCAAUAACUUCAGAUAGGAAAUUAUUAAAUUUACCUAGGAAGUUAAGUAUGGUAUGUAAUACUAGUAAUAGCUAGAUGUUUAUUAAUCAUACUUGAAAUAUUGCCUAUCCCAUUAUCUUGGAAUAUAUAGAUUUUAUUCAAUAUUUCAAAAACAAAAUUAUGUUUAUUAUCUCUAACUAAAGACAUGAUUCUGUUUAUUUGUACUACAGUUUGAUAUACUUUUAAGUUGCAUCAUAAAAAAAUGGAUUAAUAAAAAACCUUCAUUUCCAAAAAAUUGCCACAAAGGAAAUAGGCUAAAACUUAUCUCACUGUACUUGUCACAGCUUUAUUCAAAAUAUCUGGCUACUCUUCCAGUUAUGUUCCACAGUUUUAAAUAUUAAUGGUCCAUUACCAGUAUACAGUAUUUCUAUUUAUCAAUAAAAUUAAUCUUGGGAAAUUUUA